UCAUUUUUCUUCUGAAUCUAAUUUAGUUAAUAUAGAUUCAAGUUACUAUAUUUCUGUCAAAAAUGGAUUUGUUAAUGUUGAUUCAAGUUAUUAUAUUUCUGUAGAGGCCGAAUUUGUUGGUGCAGCUUCAGAUUGGUAUCUUUCUAUUAAUAAUAAGAUCAAAGCUAAAUUUAUUAAUAUAGAUUUAAGUAAUUAUAAUUCUAUUGAUGCUAAAUUUAUUG
Molecule: messenger RNA, 221 nt
Organism: Racocetra persica
Lineage: Eukaryota; Fungi; Glomeromycota; Glomeromycetes; Diversisporales; Gigasporaceae
Source: the annotation of a GenBank genome assembly